This is a messenger RNA of Erigeron canadensis, 1104 nucleotides long. Its product is annotated as WAT1-related protein At1g09380. NCBI's taxonomy places the organism in Eukaryota, Viridiplantae, Streptophyta, Magnoliopsida, Asterales, Asteraceae. Gene Ontology annotation, cellular component: plasma membrane. The record is from RefSeq and is a predicted model, not a curated record. The transcript has 7 exons. Gene Ontology annotation, molecular function: transmembrane transporter activity. The coding region runs from base 1 to 1104 and encodes 367 amino acids.
AUGAAGCAAGAUUUAUUGCCAACAUUGAUAAUGGUACUUGUGCAAUUUGAGUUUGCGGGGAUGAACAUUUUCUCCAAGAUUGCUAUGGAUUCAGGGAUGAAUCCUUACGUCCACGUCGCCUAUCGUCAAACCUUUGCUUUCAUAUUCCUUGCUCCUCUGGCUUAUUUCAUGGAAAGAGGUAUAAGACCUCCAAUGACAUUGCCAGUACUCUUCCAAGUCUUCUGCUGCUCCAUUUUCGGGUUAACUAUGAAUCAAAUCACAUACUUCCUUGGUUUGAAGCACUCAACACCAACCAUUGCGUGUGCCUUAUCAAAUCUACUUCCCGCUAUCACAUUUGUCCUCGCGGUCAUUUUCAAACAAGAACACGCAAAGAUGAGGACAUUAGGUGGACAGGCAAAGGUGGUUGGAACAGUACUUGGGGUCGGGGGUGCAAUGUUGUUAUCUUUGUACCAUGGACCUGUUGUUCCCAUUGGUGAAUCGGGCAUUCAGUUAAGAGCAGCCGCAAACAAUGCUACUUCUAAUGAGGUUGGUGGUCGAGGGAACAACCUAAUCGGACCCUUUUUAGUCAUCGUUAGUGCUUUAACUUGGGCAAUAUGGUUCAUCAUUCAAGCAAAAAUGGGCAACAAGUACCCGGCUCCGUAUUCAAGCACAGCUUUGAUGUCGGGGAUGGCAACGAUUCAAUGCAUAGUAUUCGGCCUAAUCAUGGAACCACACUUACAUGAAUGGUCAUUGUAUCCAGGCAUCAGGGCCUUGGCAUCCGUCUAUGCGGGAGUGGCAUGUUCAGGAAUAGGGGUUUGUAUGAUGUCAUGGUGUAUCGAUAGGAAAGGACCCCUCUUUGUUUCGGUGUUUAGCCCAUUGUUGUUGGUUAUUGUUGCAGCGCUCAGUUGGGCUUUUCUACGUGAGAAAUUAUACCUUGGAACGGUGUUAGGGUCGGUGCUGAUUGUGAUGGGACUAUAUGGAGUGCUAUGGGGAAAGACCAAAGAAGUUGAGCCUAAGACUAGACAAUACCAACAACAACAACAACAUGAACAAGAAAUAUUGCAGCUGGAGGGCACCAAGCAGCAUCAAGACAUGGAGAAUCCAGUGACAAUUAAUUAUAAUUAA